CUCCUUUAAUCAUGUACUUACUAUGAAGAUGAUCAUUGUAAUCAAUUAAUACAAAUAUUGUGAGAAUUUCUGGAAAUAGUAGUCUGCCUUGAUACAAAGAUAAUUUAAAAUACAUAAAGUAAGAAUAUGGAUGAUGAUGAUCAAUAUCAAGCAGGUUAUGAUGUAGGUUCUUUCCCUAAAGAUUUUGGAUAUGCUCCAUUCGAUGGAGAAACAGAAGAAUCAAUGGAUCCCUUGGCAGGGGAACAAAAACCUAGAAUACUUUUAAUGGGACUUAGAAGAAGUGGAAAAUCAUCAAUACAAAAAGUAGUCUUUCAUAAAAUGUCACCAAAUGAAACAUUAUUCUUGGAAAGCACAAAUAAGAUUAUUAAGGAUGAUAUAAGUAACUCUAGUUUUGUUCAGUUUCAAAUUUGGGACUUUCCAGGACAAAUUGACUUCUUUGAUCCUACUUUUGACAGUGAUAUGAUAUUUGGUGGUUGUGGAGCAUUGGUUUUUGUAAUUGAUGCUCAAGAUGAUUACAUGGAAGCACUUAAUAAACUUCAUUUAACAGUCACAAAAGCAUACAAAGUUAAUCAGGCAAUAAAAUUUGAGGUGUUCAUACACAAAGUUGAUGGUUUGUCUGAUGAUUGCAAAAUGGAAACACAAAGAGACAUACAUACUAGAGCAAAUGAUGACCUUGCAGAUUCUGGAUGCGAUCAGAUACAUUUGAGCUUUCAUUUGACAUCUAUAUAUGAUCAUAGUAUAUUUGAAGCAUUUAGUAAAGUUGUUCAAAAGCUGAUACCACAGUUACCAACUCUAGAAAAUUUACUUAACAUACUCAUAUCAAAUUCUGCAAUUGAAAAGGCAUUUUUAUUUGAUGUAGUAUCUAAAAUUUAUAUUGCUACUGAUAGCUCUCCUGUAGACAUGCAAAGUUAUGAGCUUUGCUGUGAUAUGAUUGAUGUUGUUAUUGAUGUAUCUUGUAUAUAUGGUUUAAGAGAAGAUUUAGAGGCUGCAGCAUUUGAUAAUCAGAGUUCUAGCCUAAUUAAACUAAACAAUGGAACAAUUUUGUAUCUAAGAGAAGUUAAUAAAUUCUUGGCCCUAGUUUGUAUUUUACGCGAAGAUAAUUUCGAUAGGCAAGGUGUAAUUGAUUAUAACUUUCUCUGUUUUCGAAAAGCUAUACAGCAAGUCUUUGAAUUGCGUAAUAAAACUAUAACAGCCACAAAUGUAAAUAAUCAUUCAACACCACCUAUUAAUGAGACCUCAAAUGCACCUACAGUAUCACAAAGUGGAACAAUGGGACAAAAUGGUACUGUUGUAAUUGCACAGAGUUAAUUUUUGUAUACAAAAUAUUUUAUCUAAAUUUUUAAACAAAAACGAAGAUUGUUCAUAUCAAUUUUCCAUUUUAUUUUACAUGCUGCGAAUAAGUCACGAUCUUGUUAUCUAUACCUUAAUUUCAUAGGUAUUUACUUAAUA
Messenger RNA from Osmia lignaria (orchard mason bee), 1449 nucleotides. It is a transcript of the gene RagC-D, whose product is annotated as Ras-related GTP binding C/D. Gene Ontology annotation, biological process: positive regulation of TORC1 signaling; negative regulation of autophagy; cellular response to starvation. NCBI's taxonomy places the organism in Eukaryota, Metazoa, Arthropoda, Insecta, Hymenoptera, Megachilidae. Gene Ontology annotation, cellular component: nucleus; lysosome; Gtr1-Gtr2 GTPase complex. Gene Ontology annotation, molecular function: GTP binding; GTPase activity. The record is from RefSeq and is a predicted model, not a curated record.